This is a messenger RNA of Puntigrus tetrazona (Sumatra barb), 8339 nucleotides long. RefSeq names its product receptor-type tyrosine-protein phosphatase eta-like. The coding region runs from base 136 to 7422 and encodes 2428 amino acids. Lineage: Eukaryota; Metazoa; Chordata; Actinopteri; Cypriniformes; Cyprinidae. Gene Ontology annotation, molecular function: protein binding; protein tyrosine phosphatase activity. Gene Ontology annotation, biological process: protein dephosphorylation. The transcript has 36 exons. The record is from RefSeq and is a predicted model, not a curated record.
CGGUCCCCUACAAAGUGGUCAAAUACAGCAGUCAAAGUAAUGUCUUGUAAGACCUGCAGCGUGCAGCUCAUCCAAUCAUCUUUUAUAAAUAACGCUUUCUGCACCGAAUAGUCCAAAGGAGUAUUUAUCAGGCGUAUGAGCAAAAUAGUGGACAUCACAACUUCCUGGGGGCGGAAUGCGCGCUUUCUUUCCGUCGAAGUCGCGAAGCGUGGAGCGAAGCGCUGGGUUUCCGUUCAGGGACAGCGGCCCAUCAGCUCCACCUUCUGCGAGGGUUCACACCUCUCACAGCCUCACAGCGAGAGUUCACGCAGAAGUUCACCGCGGAGAGACCUCGCUGGAAGCUUGCGUGAAGAUGGUCUGAAGAUCCGCGACGGAAGAUGGCUGUUUCUGUGGGACCAGCGCUUGAUCGCCCUCAUUCUUCGGGGGUUGAAUGCAGAGGGUAACGUUAGUUUGACUGGAGGACCAAAUAAGAUCGAGAAUCUCACAGUAACUGAAAUCUCCACAUCAUUUGUGCUUCUGAAAUGGGAUCAAUCACUGGAAAAGGCGUCUUCAUUCAAAGUUAACUGGACUGCUAAUGAAGCAUCUGGGAAUAAAACGGUCACAGACACAAAUGUAAACGUCACUGAUCUGAACUCUGGAGUCAGUCACAUGUUCUGCAUCAGAGCUGUUGCAGCAGAUAAUUCAGAAAGUGAAUCUGUCUGCACCUCAGCAAGCACCAAGCCAGAUGUGAUCAGAAAUCUAACAGUGAACAACAUCACAACAUCAUCUGUGUUUCUGAAAUGGACUGAACCAAUCGGAAAUAGAUCUUUCUUUAAAAUUCAGUGGGCUGGUAAUAAAAUAAAUGAAACUAGUAACACUUCCCAUCUCAUCCCUGGUCUGACUGCUGGAGUCAGUUACUCAUUCUGCAUCAGUGCUGUGGCAGCAGACAAUUCAACAGAAGGAGAAACUCUCUGCAUCUCACAAUACACCAAGCCAGAUGUGAUCAGAAAUCUAACAGUGAACAACAUCACAACAUCAUCUGUGUUUCUGACAUGGACUGAACCUGUUGGAUAUAGAUCCGUGUUUAAAAUUAACUGGACUGAUGAUAAAACAAACAGAAACAAAACAGAAACUACUAACACUUCUCUCAUCACUGGUCUGACUGCUGGAGUCAGUUACUCAUUCUGCAUCAGUGCUGUGGCAGCAGACAAUUCAACAGAAGGAGAAACUGUCUGCAUCUCACAAUACACCAAGCCAGAUGUGAUCAGAAAUCUAACAGUGAACAACAUCACAACAUCAUCUGUGUUUCUGACAUGGGAUGAACCUCAUGAAAAGAGGUCUUUCUUUAAAGUUCAAUGGACUGAUGGUAACAGAAAUGAAACUACUAACACUUCCCAUCUCAUCCCUGGUCUGACUGCUGGAGUCAGUUACUUAUUCUGUAUCAGUGCUGUGGCAGCAGACAAUUCAACAGAAGGAGAAACUGUCUGCAUCUCACAAUACACCAAGCCAGAUGUGAUCAGAAGCCUAACAGUGAACAACAUCACAACAUCAUCUGUGUCUCUGACAUGGGAUGAACCUCAUGGAAAGAGGUCUUUCUUUAAAGUUCAGUGGGCUGAUGGUACACCAAAUGCAACUAUUGACAAUUUCUAUAACAUCACUGGUCUGACUGCUGGAGUCAGUUACUCAUUCUGCAUCAGUGCUGUGGCAGCAGACAAUUCAACAGAAGGAGAAACUGUCUGCAUCUCACAAUACACCAAGCCAGAUGUGAUCAGGAAUCUCAGAGUGUCUAAUAUCACAGCAUCAUCUGUGUCUCUGACAUGGACUGAACCUGAAGGAAAGAGGUCUUUCUUUAAAGUUCAAUGGACUGAUAGAAACAGAAGUGAAACUACUAACACUUCCCAUCUCAUCCCUGGUCUGACUGCUGGAGUCAGUUACUCAUUCUGUAUCAGUGCUGUGGCAGCAGACAAUUCAACAGAAGGAGAAACUGUCUGCAUCUCACAAUACACCAAGCCAGAUGUGAUCAGGAAUCUAACAGUGAACAACAUCACAACAUCAUCUGUGUUUCUGACAUGGGAUGAACCAGCUGGAAAUAGAUCUUUCUUUAAAAUUCAAUGGGCUGAUGAUAAAAGAAAUGAAACUACUAACACUUCUCUCAUCCCUGGUCUGACUGCUGGAGUCAGUUACUCAUUCUGCAUCAGUGCUGUGGCAGCAGACAAUUCAACAGAAGGAGAAACUCUCUGCAUCUCACAAUACACCAAGCCAGAUGUGAUUGGAUAUCCAACAGCGAAUGACAUCACAACAUCAUCUGUAUUUCUGACAUGGAAUGAACCGGCUGGAAAUAGAUCUUACUUUAAACUUAAAUGGACGGAUGGGCAGACAGACAGAAAUGCAACAAAAAUUAGCAACACUUCCUAUCACAUCACUGAUCUGACUGCUGGGGUCAAUUACACGUUCUGCAUCACCGCUGUUACUGAGGAUGACUCCGAAGGGGAAACUGUCUGCAUCUCACAAUACACCAAGCCAGAAGUAAUCACAAAUCUCACAGUGUCUAAAAUCGCAACAUCAUCUGUGUCUCUGACAUGGGCUGAACCAAUCGGAAAUAGAGCUUUCUUUAAAAUUCAAUGGGCUGGUGAUAAAAGAACUGAAACUAGUAACACUUCCCAUCUCAUCCCUGGUCUGACUGCUGGAGUCAGUUACUCAUUCUGCAUCAGUGCUGUGGCAGCAGACAGUUCAACAGAAGGAGAAACUGUCUGCAUCUCACAAUACACCAAGCCAGAUGUGAUCAGAAAUCUGACUGUGAGCAACAUCACAACAUCAUCUGUGUUUCUGACAUGGGAUGAACCAGCUGGCAAUAGAUCUUUCUUUAAAAUUCAAUGGGCUGGUGAUAAAAGAAAUGAAACUGCUAGCACUUCCCAUCUCAUCCCUGGUCUGACUGCUGGAGUCAAUUACUCAUUCUGCAUCAGUGCUGUGGCAGCAGACAAUUCAACAGAAGGAGAAACUGUCUGCAUCUCACAAUACACCAAGCCAGAUGUGAUCAGAAAUCUGACUGUGAGCAACAUCACAACAUCAUCUGUGUUUCUGAAAUGGGCUGAACCAAUCGGAAAUAGAUCUUUCUUUAAAAUUCAGUGGACUGGUAAUAAAAGAAAUGAAACUACUAACACUUCUCUCAUCACUGGUCUGACUGCUGGAGUCAGUUACUCAUUCUGCAUCAGUGCUGUGGCAGCAGACAAUUCAACAGAAGGAGAAACUGUCUGCAUCUCACAUUAUACCAAGCCAGAUGUGAUCAGGAAUCUAACAGUGAACAACAUCACAACAUCAUCUGUGUUUCUGAAAUGGGCUGAACCAAUCGGAAAUAGAUCUUUCUUUAAAAUUCAAUGGGCUGGUGAUCAAACAAACAAAUUUUCAAGAACUACUAACAUUUCUAAAACUUCUCAUCUCAUCCCUGGUCUGACUGCUGGAGUCAGUUACUCAUUCUGCAUCAGUGCUGUGGCAGCAGACAAUUCAACAGAAGGAGAAACUCUCUGCAUCUCACAAUACACCAAGCCAGAUGUGAUCAGGAAUCUAACAGUGAACAACAUCACAACAUCAUCUGUGUUUCUGACAUGGGAUGAACCAAUUGGAUAUAGAUCCGUCUUUAAAAUUAACUGGACUGAUGAUAAAACAAACAGAAACAAAACAGAAACUAGUAACAGUUCUCUCAUCACUGAUCUGACUGCUGGAGUCAGUUACUCAUUCUGCAUCAGUGCUGUGGCAGCAGACAAUUCAACAGAAGGAGAAACUGUCUGCAUCUCACAAUACACCAAGCCAGAUGUGAUCAGAAAUUUAACUGUGGCCAACAUCACAACAUCGUCUGUGUUUCUGACAUGGGAUGAACCUCACGGACAGAGAUUUUUAUUUAAACUUCAGUGGACUGACGAGCAGAAAAAUAUAAAUGCAACAGAACUGAAUAACACUUCCUAUCACAUCACUGAUCUGACUGCUGGAGUCAAGUACACGUUCUGCAUCAUUGCUGUUGCUGAUGAUUUGUCAGAAGGAGACACUUUAUGCAUCUCACAAUACACCAAGCCAGAUGUGAUCAGGAAUCUAACAGUGAACAACAUCACAACAUCAUCUGUGUUUCUGACAUGGGAUGAACCAGUUGGAAAUAGAUCUUUCUUUAAAAUUCAAUGGGCUGAUGAUCAAACAAGUAAAAAUUCAACGACUACUAACACUUCCCAUCUCAUCACUGAUCUGACUGCUGGAGUCAGUUACACAUUUAUCAUCACAGCUGUAGCAGCAGACAAUUCAACAGAAGGAGAAUCUGUACUUACCUCAAAAUAUACUAAGCCAGAUAUGAUCAGGAAUCUCACAGUGUCUGAAAUCACAACAUCAUCUGUGUCUCUAAAAUGGGCCGAACCAGCGGGAAAUAGAGCUUUCUUUAAAAUCCAAUGGGACGGUUAUCAAACAAGAAAUAAUUCAACAACUACUAACACUUCCCAUCUCAUCCCUGGUCUGACUGCUGGAGUCAGUUACUCAUUCUGCAUCAGUGCUGUGGCAGCAGACAGUUCAACAGAAGGAGAAACUGUCUGCAUCUCACAAUACACCAAGCCAGAUGUGAUCAGAAAUCUAACAGUGAGCAACAUCACAACAUCAUCUGUGUUUCUGACAUGGGCUGAACCAAUCGGAAAUAGAUCUUUCUUUAAAAUUCAAUGGGCUGAUGAUCAAACAAGUAAAAAUUCAACGACUCGUAACACUUCCCAUCUCAUCACUGAUCUGACUGCUGGAGUUAGUUACACAUUUAUCAUCACAGCUGUAGCAGCAGACAAUUCAACAGAAGGAGAAUCUGUACUUACCUCAAAAUAUACUAAGCCUGACGUCAUCAUGAACCUCACAGCUGUUAAUAUUACAACAUCCUCUGUCUUACUAAACUGGAGUAAACCAAAUGGUCAAAGCUCCCAUUAUCGUGUAGAAUGUGAAGAUAAGAAUGUGACUGUUGAAGACACCUCCAUCAAAAUAAAUGGUCUGAUUCCUGGAGCACAGUACAAGUUCAAAGUGUUUGCGGUUGCAGCUGAUAAUGUGACUGAGGGGAGAGCCAAUCAGAUUUCACUGUAUAUCAAGCCAGAUGCGAUCAGAAAUCUAAUUGUGAAAAACAUCACAACAUCAUCUGUGUUUCUGACAUGGGAUGAACCAGUUGGAUAUAGAUCCGUCUUUAAAAUUGACUGGACUGAUGAUAAAAUAAACAGAAACAAAACAGAAACUACUAACACUUCUCUCAUCACUGAUCUGACUGCUGGAGUCAGUUACACAUUCUGCAUCAUUGCUGUGGCAGCAGACAAUUCAACAGAAGGAGAAACUGUCUGCAAAUCUCUACAUAUCAAGCCAGAGGUCAUCAGGAAUCUCAUAGUGGACAACAUCACAACAUCAUCCAUGUUUCUGAAAUGGGAUGACCCACCUGGAAAUAGAGAUUUUUUUAAACUCAGUUGGACUGACGAGAAAACACUUAAAAUAACCAAAAACACAUGGUAUACCAUCACUGGUCUGACUGCUGGAGUCAGUUACUCAUUCUGCAUCAGUGCUGUGGCAGCAGACAAUUCAACAGAAGGAGAAACUUUCUGCAAAUUUCAAUUUACAAAGCCAGAUGUGAUCAGGAACCUCGCAGUGUCUGAAAUCACAUCAUCAUCUGUGUUUCUGACAUGGGCUGAACCAAUCGGAAAUAGAUCUUUCUUUAAAAUUCAAUGGACUGAUGAUCAAACAAGUAAAAAUUCAACGACUACUAACACUUCCAAUCUCAUCACUGAUCUGACUGCUGGAGUCAGUUACACAUUUAUCAUCACAGCUGUAGCAGCAGACAAUUCAACAGAAGGAGAAUCUGUACUUACCUCAAAAUAUACUAAGCCUGACGUCAUCAUGAACCUCACAGCUGUUAAUAUUACAACAUCCUCUGUCUUACUAAACUGGAGUAAACCAAAUGGUCAAAGCUCCCAUUUUCGCAUAGAAUAUGAAGAUAAGAAUGUGACUGUUGAAGACACCUCCAUCAAAAUAAAUGGUCUGAUUCCUGGAGCACAGUACACAUUCAAAGGGAUUGCGGUUGCAGCUGAUCAUGUGACUGAGGGGAGAGCCAAUCAGAUUUCCCUGUAUACCAAUCCAGAUGUGAUCAGGAAUUUCACAGUGUCUGAAAUCACAACAUCGUCUGUGUUUCUGACAUGGAAUGAACCAGCUGGAAAUAGAGAUGCUUUUAGAAUUAAAUGGAGUGAGAAAAGGACAGAUAUAAUAAUUAAUGACACUUCCUAUCGCAUCACUGGUCUGACUGCUGGAGUCGGUUACACAUUCUGCAUCACUUCUCUAGCAGCAGAUAAAUCAACAGAAGGAGAAACUGUCUGCAUAUCUCAAUCUACUAAUUCUGUCAUUCCAAUGAUUGUCGGCGUAGUUUUGGCAGUGAUCUGUUUUCUCCUCCUCAUCGCCCUCAUUUUCUUCUUCUAUUUAAGAAGACAAACCAACAAACAACCUCCCGACAUCCCUGUGCACACCAUUAGUAAUAAAAUUAAUAUUGCUUUGAGAAUAGAAGACUAUGAAGAGUACUUUAAGCGGAAAAAUGCAGAUUCCAACUGUGGUUUUGCUGAAGAGUAUGAGGAGUUGAAGACUGUUGGAACAGCACAGUCAAAGAACACUGCCCUGGCUAUUGAAAACAAGCCGAAGAACCGUUAUAGCAAUGUGCUACCUUAUGAUGCUUCAAGGGUGAAGUUAUCAAUGUGUGGAAGUCCGUUUGAUGACUACAUCAAUGCCAACUACAUCCCAGGUUACAAUUCAAGAAAAGAGUUUAUAGCAGCUCAGGGUCCUCUGCCCGUCACAGUGAAUGAAUUCUGGAGAAUGGUCUGGGAGAAGAACGUCCACACCAUAGUGAUGCUGACCAGAUGCAACGAAAUGGGGCGAGUGAAAUGUGAGAAGUACUGGCCAUCUGGGACUAAUCAUUAUCAAAAUAACUCUGUGACGACCACCUCAGAGAUAGAACUGGAGAGUUGGACCAUAAGAGAUUUCACACUCAAAAAUGUAAAAACAGCAGAAACUCGUUACAUACGUCAGUUCCACUUCACGGCGUGGCCAGAUCAUGGAGUUCCACAGACCACUGAAGUCCUCAUUGACUUCAGACACCUGGUGAGAGAACACAUGGACCAGUACUCACGCCACUCUCCUGCUGUGGUACAUUGCAGUGCCGGUGUGGGAAGAACUGGGACCUUCAUUGCCAUUGAUCACCUGAUCUUCCAGAUUGAAAGAGACAGUAUGGUGGACAUCUAUGGAAUUGUUAAUGAUAUGCGCAUGCACAGGCCUCUCAUGGUGCAGACUGAGGAGCAGUAUGUUUACCUCCACCAGUGUGCAUAUGACAUAAUUCGAUCAAGAACCGGAACCAAUGUGGACUUAAUUUACCAGAACGUAGAAGCACUCAGUAUCUAUCAUAAUGUAAAAUAAUAAAAAUAGUAAAAUUAUGUGGCCUCAAGAUGGCCCCUGUCUAAAAUCUGAAACUGCAGGAAUUUAUAUAGCAUAUGUUAGGUCUCAUGUAUAUGUAUAUAUGUCCUGGAUGUAAUUUACUUCUUGCACAGUACUCAAAAUUUUAGUAAUUUUUAUUUUACACUGAUUACACUGGAAAAAUGCAACCAUUUUCUAUGAUAAUAAUUUAAAGUAAACAUCAAGCAAUUGUAUUUAAGAUAUUUCAAGAGAUCUUAUUUUUAUACUGCAAAAUGUCUGAAAGAGAUAUUCGUAUAAUUUGACAUAAUAUAUUUACUGUAAUAUCUAAUCUGUACAUUUUAGUACUGGCACGACAAAUAUAUUAUACAUUAUUUAAACAUUUACAGCAGAAACAUUUUUUUCUUUUUUUAACACACUAGAAGGCACUCCCAACCUAUCAGUGUGUGUUAGUGAUAAUAAAAUAUGUAUGUUAUGGUACAGUUUUGCUAUUAUUAUUAUGUUGUAAAUUUUGCAGUGUGCAUGAAGCUCAAUCUGCUGUGCUGGAUAUGAGUACUCUCUUGGGAUUUGUAAUUUAUGUUGCAUUUUAUUUGUUUUCAAUGCGCUGUUUAAGUUAUUUUUACUGUUUAUGCCUUUUUAUGACCAAUACUUGGAAUACUUUUUACUUGUAUUUGAACAAUAGUGCACUAGCAUCACUUUCACACUGGUAGCUUCUGUAGCUUGUUUGAACUUGUGUGUAUGAAUAAUAUUUAUUAAGCUUCUUUUGAUUAUUAAAAUUUUUUAAAAAUGUAUUAUUAAGGAAGUUUUUUUACUGUACCUCUUUUGGUUUUAUCAAAUGGUUAUGCAUUUUAUUGGGAAGACUCUGACACUUGCUGGAAACAAUGAACACAUGAUGAAUACCAAAUAAAUACAUUUUAAAACUA